Messenger RNA from Aureococcus anophagefferens, 2428 nucleotides. RefSeq lists its product as hypothetical. The transcript is spliced from 2 exons. Gene Ontology annotation, molecular function: L-ascorbic acid binding; iron ion binding; cysteine-type deubiquitinase activity. NCBI's taxonomy places the organism in Eukaryota, Pelagophyceae, Pelagomonadales, Pelagomonadaceae. Gene Ontology annotation, biological process: regulation of protein stability; protein deubiquitination. Gene Ontology annotation, cellular component: nucleus; cytosol. The coding region runs from base 1 to 2412 and encodes 803 amino acids. The record is from RefSeq and is a predicted model, not a curated record.
AUGCGCGCCGUCCUUUACGCCGCUCUCUGCGUCGCCGGCGCCGCGGGCCGCGCCCAGUUCGGCGGCCUGCGGAACCAGGGCAACACGUGCUAUCUGAACAGCCUGCUCCAGACGCUCUACCACGUGCCCAAGCUCCGGUCGGCGGUCAUCGACGACGCGCCGGCGCCGGCGAAGCGGGGCCCGCUGGCGCGCCUGCGGCCCAAGGUGCCGGCGCUGGCGCUCGCGCGCGUCUUCGCGACGCUGCGCGGCAACUCGACGGCGCGGACCGGCGCGCUGACGCGGUCGCUGCGCGUGAGCGGCAUGCAGCAGCAGGACGCGCAGGAGUACCUGCGCAUCCUCGUCGGCGAGCUGCUCGAGGCGCCCGUCGCGGGCACGGUGCGCACGCUCUACGAGGGCGCGCUGGAGAGCUACCUCGAGGCGACGGACGACGAGGCCGAGCGCCUCGGCGAGCGGCCGAGCCGGAGCCGCGUGGAGCGCUUCCUGGACGUGAGCCUCGACGUCGACGGCGUCGACGACGUCGAGGGCGCGCUGGGCGCCUACCUGGCGCCGGAGACGCUGUCGGGCGAGAACCGGUGGAAGUCGGACCUGGGGCCGUGCGACGCGCGCAAGGGCGUGCGCUUCGGCGCGCUGCCGCCCGUGCUCGUGCUCCACCUCAAGCGCUUCGCCUACGACUACGCCUACGACCGCGUGCGCAAGCUGGGCAACCGCGUCCGCGUGCCCUUCGAGCUCGACGCGGCCGCGUUCGGCGUCGACGACGACGGCGAGGCCUACGCGCUCCACGCGGUCGUCAUCCACGUCGGCGGCGGCCUCGGGGGCCACUACUACGCCUACGUCGACCCGAACCUCGACGGCAACUGGGUCAAGUUCGACGACGACCGCGUCACGCCCGUGGACGCGGCCGUCGUCGCCGCGGACGCGGACGGCACGGACUACCGCAACGGCGCCUCCGUCGGCGCCUACCUCCUCCAGUACGUACGCAAGAAGGACGCCGCCGACCUCGGCUACACCGGCGCCCAGACCUGCGCCGAGUCCAAGAGUAUGGUGGCUCCGAAAGCUGCCGGCGCCAAGCAGAAGGUCUCGCCCAAGCAGCUCAGCCACGAGGUCUCCGAGCAUCUCACUAACGCGCGCUGGCGGCAGGCGCUGGACGGCCUCUUCGCGCUGACGCAGUGCGAGGCGUCGGCCGUGAAGCUGGGCUCGCUCCAGCGCUGGGUGCGCGACGCCGACGCGGCGCGCGACGACGCGCCGGAGCUCAGCCGGGCGCUGCUCUGGCUCCUGUGCCGCGUCGCGUCGGGCGCGGGCGCGGGCGCGCCGCCGAGCGACGCCGUCGUGUCGCGCGACUUGUUCGUCGCCGCGCCGCGCGAGGCGGCGGCGGCGCCGGCCGCCGCGCGGCCCUCGGACGCGCACGUCGCCGCGUCGUUCUUCGUCGCGCUGCGCGAGCGGGCGGCCCAGCGCCAGCCGCCGAACCGCCACGACCUGACGGUCUGGGCGAGCCGGCCCGGCGCCGUCGCGCUCGACGGCGACGCCGCGCCGCGGCGCGUCGACGUCGCCGGCGUGCCCGGCGGCUUCGUCGUCGUCGACGCGCUGAGCGCGUCCGAGUGCGCCGCGCUCCUCGGCGCCGCGUCGGCCCUGGGCUUCGAGCGCGACGAGCCCCUGGGCGACCGCGAGCGCGCGGCGCUCGAGCACGAAAAGUCGAAAUCGUCCGGCGCGUUCGGCUGCCUCGACUCGUCGUCCGACGACGGCGACGGCGCCGCGACGCCGCCGCCGCCGCCGCCGGCCUCGACGCCGACGACGGACCACUCGCUGCGGAGCCGCGCGUGCGUCCUCGUCGCGGACGACGCGCUCAACGACGGCUUCUUCGCGCGCGUCGCGCCGUUCCUCCCUCCCGCGCUCGACGACUGCUGCGACGCGCGGGGCCGGCGCCGCGGCGUCGGCGCGCUCGCCGGCCUGAAUCGGCGCUGGCGCUGCUACAAAUACGACGCGGGCGGCACGUACCGGCCCCACGUCGACGGCGCGUGGCCGGGCUCGGGCCUCGGCGGCCCGCCGGAGCGGCCCCGCUACGUCUACGACGCCUUCGGGGACCGCCUGUCGAAGCUGACCUGCCUCGUCUACCUCAACGACGACUUCGAGGGCGGCGAGACGGCCUUCUUCGCCGCGGCCGACGCGGCCGACGGCGCCGCGCCGCGCGUCGCCGUCACCGCGGUGCAGCCGCGCCGCGGCUCCGUCCUCUUCUUCCCCCACGGCGAGACGACGGGCUCCCUCAUCCACGAGGGCUCCGCGGUCACGGACCGCAACAAGUUCGUCAUCCGCACGGAGGUCCUCUACACGUACCCCGCGGACGAGCCCGCGGCCGCCGCGCCCGAGCCGCCGGAGCGCGGCCCCAAGAAGAAGGGCGGCAAGCGGCGGAAGCGGUAACGAGGCGGAUUUUUUU